Molecule: messenger RNA, 1074 nt
Organism: Perca flavescens (yellow perch)
Lineage: Eukaryota; Metazoa; Chordata; Actinopteri; Perciformes; Percidae
Product: membrane progestin receptor beta-like
Exons: 6
Coding region: 1-1074 (357 amino acids)
Biological process (GO): response to steroid hormone
Cellular component (GO): plasma membrane
Molecular function (GO): nuclear steroid receptor activity; steroid binding
Source: RefSeq, a predicted model, not a curated record
AUGAAGAGCAGUGUAGUCCCGACACACACGGACCUGAACACCUCAGCUUCGUCCAGGACCGACCUGGGAUCUUCUCCCAUGAUGCCUCGGGUGUCUCUCUCCGCUCCCUCGCUGUUCCUCGCCGCGCUGCCCUCCCUCCCCCCCACGGUCCGAGACGCAGACGUCCCCCCACUGUUUCGGGAGCCCUUCAUCCUGUCCGGGUACCGCCCGCCGGGGUUGCCGUGGCGAUGCUACGUCCUCAGUCUCUUCCAGAUCCACAACGAGACGCUCAGCGUGUGGAGCCACCUGCUGGCCGCCGUCUGCGUGGCGCUCAGGUUCACCGGUCCUGAAGGCCAGGGGUUUUCUGUGGACGUGGCCUCGCUGCCACUGGUCCUCUACGCUUUCUCUGCCGUCACGUACCUGAGCUGCAGUGCCUCGGCUCACCUGCUGCAGUCCCACUCGGAGUCGGCUCACUACUCGCUGUUCUUCCUGGACUACGUGGGCGUGGCCAUCUACCAGUACGGCAGCGCUCUGGCUCUGUGCCUGUACAGCUCCGACACCGCCUGGAUGCAAAGCAUGCUGGGACAGGUCUUCCUCCCUGCCGCCGCCAUGCUGGCCUGGCUCUGCUGCACCGCAAGCUGUUACGCGAAGGUUCGAUUCCGGCGCCCGUACCCGCCGCGUAGGAAGCUGUGCCAGGUGCUGCCGAUGGGCGCGGCCUUCCUGCUGGACAUCAGCCCCGUGGCUCACCGGCUGGCCACGCACAGCUGGAGCAGCAGCCCUGCACUGGCGCUGCACUGCCUGCAGGUGGUGCUGUUCCUGCUGUCGGCCUUCUUCUUCUCUUUCCCCGUUCCCGAGCGCUGUUCCCCCGGCGACUACGACAUCGUCGGCCACGCCCACCAGCUCUUCCACUUCCUGCUGUGCGGCUGCACGCUGGCCCAACAGGAAGCGCUGCUGCAGGACUUCCUGUGGCGGCGGCCGGCCCUGCUCCGCGUGUUUGGGGAGCAGCGCCUCCUGCUGGCCUGCGCCUCCUUCCCGCUGCUGGCGCUCUGCUGCUCGCUGACCGCGCUCGCCAUGAGGAGGCUCAGCUCGCCAUGA